AUGGCGAUCGGACGAAAGCGUUUAGAUAAAAUGCUAGAUGAAGAGGAUUUAGGAAUGGGAACAAUGGUGAACGGUCUACAGGAAUCCGGAAUCGAACAUGUGUCAAUUGAUUGGUUUAUUAGGGACAAUCGUGGCUCAUCCUCAGCCUUGCUAUCCAUCAAUGCAGCUGGCGAUGGAAGUGCUUCUUGGCUUGAAGGCGGCAAACCGCUAUUCACUGUUCAACUGGACUCACUUUCAUCCAUUUACACCAAUGCACCAGUUCUUGCACGCUUUUUCCGUGCGUGUUCGGAACUUGCGGGACGCGUGCUACACCUUCCCACACCAGGUUCAACCGCGGGAGGCCUAAAGACAAAGACUAAUCGGGUCACAUUUCGUGACGAUCCAAUCGAGGGUCAAUGUCCCGCCUCUGAGCGUCCCCGACCCUCAGUUCCGGCUGGUUCUACAUUCAGUGAUUGUGGUCGUCAUCUCUGCAGUGCUGUCAAGGGCCUAUGGGUGAUCGAUCUUUCCGCGCUGAUUCAUUUUCUGCCACCUCUGUUCAACCAAUUUAUGGAGUUGAUUAUUAUCAGCGCGACCGCUAGUCAUCGUUGGUCUUUGACUGCAAGCGCACACGAUGCUACCGUGGAGAAUGCAUUGGCUCCCAAAUGGAUGGAUUUUGGACGCUCUGCGGAUACGACUAAUUCACCAAACGAGAUUUUACGUACCACAAUCGGAACAAUGGCUGUUCUCAUCUCGGAACUGAACGCCGCGUGCCCGGUCACACGAGCAACCUCAUCCAGUUAUUAUUUCGAUUCGAGGGAUCUGUGCGUUGGCAAAAUGCAGUCAGAUUUACCGCGACAUGAAUUGAUCAGGAACUAUGUGAAGUUCGCUUUUGAUUCGGACACCCUGACUGCACGUUGUGCAACGUUACAUGCGAACCAGGAUGCAACCAAAGCCCACUCCACUGCUCGCCAAACUGUCAUUUUCCCUAUCCCCCUACAUCAUGCUCUCGUUCGGGGUCUUAUUCUGGUGCUCGCGGAUACCCAUUGUGCUCAACACAUCCUCACGCAUCUGUUUGCCAAUUUGUGGUUUCCAUUUGCAUUGAUUGUCAAAUCUAUGUCUCAGUGGUUGCACAGUUCGCAGAAGAUCAAAGAGGCUGUAGGAUUGCCACGAAAGACCAGUGGCAGCCGUGACAGUUCCAUAUCCCGUCCGUCUGCUCAGCGACGAUCAACGCCUACAGUUACCUGUGAAUUUCAUGGACUGGAAGUCAUGGCCAGUACCGCUCGGUUCUUGUCUCAUUUGUUCAACCUAAUGGACCGGGGUUAUAUAAUGCAACGCGUUCGGGAUUUAAUGAUCUUUUUGGAAAUAUUACCCCGAAUGCCAGUGGAAGAGAUAGAUCGGUUGAAUGAACUGCGUUUCGAACUGCUCACCGUUCUUUCUCAUCACGAAUUCUUCAUCCAGUUGAAUUUGCCUUCAUUGGGCUUGUUCCAAGGUGGAACGGAUGAGGAGGAUAAUGAAACCCAUUUUCCCAGUCGAUCUGGUAAGUCGAUUUGUGACCUGGUUUUUCCACAUACGCCACAAGUGCUCCGAACUUUCUUGUGCACCUUUCUGCUCUUGGUUCAUGUUUUGAUGCAUGCCACGAGUCUGGUCCAAAUGUACAACUCGUGUGUCGUUUGUGCAUCACGUGUUUUGUCGUAUAUUGUUCGUUUGUAUUCGCCACAAUUUGGACUUGAUAUUAACAUGCACAUACGCGUAGCCGAUAUACCAUUGUAUACGUAUGUCUAUGUAAAUGCUUACUUACGGGCGUUUUGUCCGCGUGGCUUGUUUGUGACUUACACACCGGUGGCUGGCACACAGACACUCACAAUGUUCCAUCGCUUACAACUUACCUGA
Messenger RNA from Echinostoma caproni, 1869 nucleotides. The record is from the annotation of a GenBank genome assembly. Lineage: Eukaryota; Metazoa; Platyhelminthes; Trematoda; Plagiorchiida; Echinostomatidae.